This is a messenger RNA of Eubalaena glacialis (North Atlantic right whale), 3910 nucleotides long. RefSeq names its product Myb/SANT DNA binding domain containing 4 with coiled-coils (gene MSANTD4). The coding region runs from base 569 to 1606 and encodes 345 amino acids. The transcript is spliced from 4 exons. The record is from RefSeq and is a predicted model, not a curated record. NCBI's taxonomy places the organism in Eukaryota, Metazoa, Chordata, Mammalia, Artiodactyla, Balaenidae.
UGCGUCGCGGAGGAGGCUGCUAGGGAAGUGGAGGCUCUGCGGCCGGUGGGUGCUAGCGUGGCAGCGUCAGGUAGCUGUUCCCCCGCUGCCGGCUCUGGACCUGGCGCUGCGGCGUAGCCGACUACGACGUUCAGGAGAAAUACCAGUCGCAGCUGCCGCCUGACCUGGGAGGGUAGGGAGGGCCCAAGCCGCUGAAACAAGGCUGCGAAAGUUUUCCGGCCGCCCAGUCGGGACUCUAAUUUAAUUUGCGGAGCGGGGACUCUUCCAGGUUGCCCCACAUCCUACCAGGUGCAGCCGUUGCUCUGUGGCCGAGUCAUGGGCGCGCCCCCUACUCCUGGCUGGCCUCCCAGGAAUUCAGCCUUCCUGGAUUCUCCCAAGGGGCUGCUCCAAAGGAAGAGGUGGGGAGUGAGAGGAAUCAUCCAUCCUGCCUGUGCUACUGGAUGAAUGGAAAACUCUGAUUUAAACAAAGUACUAACAAGGAAUUGUCCUUGAUUUUUGUACUUCGUAGCAUUCCUCAACAUUCUUUUUACAUUUUCUCUUACUGUAAAAACUGCAUUUAAGUUAGAAAAUGAAGCAAUUGAAAAGGAAAAGGAAAAGCAAUUUCAGUGUACAAGAAACUCAGACCCUUUUGAAAGAAAUUACAAAAAGGAAAGAAGUCAUUUUUUCCAAGCAGCUCAAUACAACAAUUAAUGUGAUGAAGCGAAUGGCUUGGGAGGAGAUUGCACAGUGUGUGAAUGCUGUAGGAGAAGGAGAACAGAGAACAGGGACAGAAGUAAAAAGGAGGUACCUUGACUGGCGAGCACUUAUGAAGAGAAAGAGGAUGAAGGCGAACAUUAAGCUAGUUGGUUCGGGGUUUCCCCUUCCCACAUCCGAUUUAGAUGACUCUCUCACUGAAGAGAUAGAUGAAAAGAUUGGAUUCCGAAAUGAUACAAAUUUUGAUUGGCAAAAUGUGGCAGAUUUCAGGGAUGCAGGUGGAUCCUUAACUGAGGUCAAAGUGGAAGAGGAAGAAAGAGAUCCCCAGAGUCCUGAAUUUGAGAUUGAAGAGGAAGAAGAAAUGUUGUCAUCAGUCAUACCAGAUUCCAGGAGGGAAAGUGAACUUCCUGAUUUCCCCCACAUUGAUGAGUUUUUUACUCUGAAUUCAACACCAUCUAGGUCUGCAUAUGAUGAGCCCCAUUUGCUUGUAAACAUAGAGAAACAGAAACUAGAAUUGGAAAAACGACGGCUCGAUAUUGAGGCUGAAAGACUGCAGGUAGAGAAGGAACGCCUACAGAUUGAGAAAGAGAGGCUGCGACAGUUAGACAUGGAGCAUGAGCGGCUUCAGCUGGAGAAGGAGCGGCUGCAGAUUGAAAGAGAGAAGUUGAGGUUACAGAUAGUCAACUCAGAGAAACCAUCUUUGGAAAAUGAACUUGGUCAAGGAGAAAAGUCCAUAUAUCAACCACAGGAUAUAGAAACAGAGAAGUUAAAACUUGAGAGAGAACGCUUGCAACUGGAAAAAGAUAGGCUGCAGUUUUUAAAAUUUGAAUCAGAGAAGCUGCAGAUUGAAAAGGAGCGCUUACAAGUAGAGAAAGAGAGACUACGAAUGCAGAAGGAAGGACACUUACAGUGAUUUAUUUAGGUCUCCAUUUAUCAGUUGUUUGUAAACCAUAGGCUUAGAUAAUAUAAAAACGGUUGCAGGAUUAGCUGUGUUGUUUUUUUUUUCUUGUUUAAUAUUAGUGUUUUCAGUAGGAAAAAGAUAGUUAUUUGUGGGUAAUUAUAUGCUUAAGUAGUAUAUUGUAUAAAAACUAUGUGCCCUUGCAUAAACAGUAUAGCAAAAACUAUUGUGCUAUACUCUUUAAAUUAGUAAAAUUACAUAGAGUCUUGUCUAAUCUGUGCACUCAGAGUUUACAAUUAUGUCUGUAAAAUUCUAGCUCAAUAGUUCUCAACUGGGGGUGACUUUGGCUCCCAAAAGACAUUUGGCAAUGUCUGGAGACAUUUUUGGUUGUCAAAACUGGGCGGUGGGGCACGUUGCUACUGGCAUGUAGUAGGGAGAGGCCAGGGAUGCCUACAUCCUGCAAUGCACAGGACAGCCCCCCACAAAAAAGAAUGAUCCAACCCAAAAUGUCAACAUUGCUGAGGUUGAGAAACCCUGUCCUAGCCUGACUGAGCACCUCUUCAGCUUUGUUUCAGUUUCAGAAUAUUAAAACCUCAGAUAUUUAUGUGGGAGUUACUUAAAUGGCCCAAAACUUUAACUAUGAAACAUUACUGUGUAGUAUAUUGAAUAUAGAAAGUAAUGAAGAUUAUAGGUAUUUUAUUCAUAUGUUUCCAUCUGUAAAUAACGUGAAAGUCAGAAAACAAUGCAGGGAACAUCAGAGAUUGUCUAAAGUGGGUCACUUUGAAAAGCAGUUCAUUCGUCCAGCUAUUAUUGAUGCUUUAGAAACCACACACACUUUUUAAGCUUUAGUUAGUUACCCUUUCUUCUUUGAUUCCAUUGUCUUAGUUUAGACAAAAAUUUUCAUUUCAACCAUGUACUGAAAUCUUAAUGUAAGUGGUUGAAUCUAGUAAACAUGUUACCCGUUUAAAAAUGGUACCAGUAGUCAAUGAGCUUGAACUCAGUAAGUGGUAAUUUGAUUUUUAAAAUAGAUAAUAGCUAUUUGGAACUGGGAGUAGGGGUGGGGGGAGAAUGUCCUUGUAUCCAAUAGUAAUGAUGAUGGUGAUGAAAUAAUGACAGUAGCUGUGUGUUUUGAAUUAGGAAAUCACUUACUGCACACUUCCUGACCUAAUCUGUAGAAAAUUGAGAGUAGUAUCUAUUGUUAUUCCUGAAUCUGAGGCUUAGAAGUCAUACAGUGUGUAAAUGGCUAAUUUCAUAUAUCAUGAUGUAUUUUGUCUUUGCCCCUCCCUGUGCAACAAAGUAUGUAUCUUUAGUCCCUUUGGUAUUUAUUCUGAGACCAAGGGCUUGCUUAAUCUGGUGAUUUGCCUUCAGUCCCCUGAAGGUACUGCUUCCACAAUCCAGGUGAUUCUAAUGUACACUAAAGUUGAGAAUCACUGCACGAGAUCACUUUGUAUUUUCCCAUUUCCAGGGCUGAUAUGUAGCCUUAGUGUAUCUCUUCUAUUGACAGGUACUACCUUGAUUCUGCAUUUGGUCCUUGUUAAUUUAAGAAUGUCUUGAAACCAUAUGUGACAUUUGAGUAUGGGUAUGUAAGGAAAAAAUAUACUUCUUAGUUACCUUGACUUUGAAAUAGUGUUAUUUUUCUAUAACUGAAAUAAAUGCUUCUACCAUAGAAAUAAAAUUUGUCUAUACUAACUAUGUGAACGUUUAUCAUUUCAAGUGAUGCUCAGUGCUAUGAGGGUUGAGGUUGUCAAGCCUGGAAAAGAGCUUUAUCAUGGGCUUCCCUGGUGGCACAGUGGUUAAGAAUCCGCCUGCCAAGGCAGGAGACACAGGUUUGAGCUCUGGUUCAGGAAGAUCCCACAUGCCGUGGAGCAACUAAGCCCAUGUGCCCCAACUACUGAGCCUGUGCUCUAGAGCCUGAGAGUCACAACUACUGAGCCCGUGUGCUGCAACUACUGAAGCCCGUGUGCCUAGAACCUGUGCUCCACAACAAGAGAAGCCACCGCAAUGAGAAGCCCACGCACCACAAUGAAGAGUAGCCCCUGCUCGCCGCAACUAGAGAAAGCCUGCGCACAGCGAUGAAGACCCAACACAGCCAAAAAUAAAAUAAAUUAAAUAAAUUUAAAAAAUAAUUUUAAAAAAUUCAUGCAAAACUCUUGAUAAACAAAAUAUGAAAAUUUGAAAACUUAAAAAUUGACAUAGUAAAACAAAUGGUACCUUGUUACCCUGCAAAAGAAGUUUCAGUAAGCUGAAGUUAAUUAAAAAUUACUGAAGAUGUUUACUUAUUUUAAAAAAGUGUCAAAAAUGUCAAUUCUCUCAAUUGAA